Molecule: messenger RNA, 1832 nt
Organism: Sitophilus oryzae (rice weevil)
Lineage: Eukaryota; Metazoa; Arthropoda; Insecta; Coleoptera; Curculionidae
Gene: NELF-B
Product: negative elongation factor B
Exons: 10
Coding region: 1-1764 (587 amino acids)
Biological process (GO): negative regulation of transcription elongation by RNA polymerase II
Cellular component (GO): NELF complex; nucleus
Source: RefSeq, a predicted model, not a curated record
AUGUCUUCAAGGCAUCAUGAUUUUCCCUUGGAGAGUCUCAAGGUGAACGGUCCCAAUUACCUGAAACAGGCUUUAACCAGCUGUACAGAUCCCCUGAAGGCUAUAGAAGAGUUUCAAGUAACAAACGGUAUUUUACUGCCGUCCCUUCGGCCUAUGCUGCCGUUGUUAGAUCUACAUGGAGUUAGGCGUUUGGAUUUUCAUAUGUCCGUUGUUGAGGAGCUACGUGAAAAAUUAAUUUCUCAUAUCAACGAAAUAGGAAAACAGGAAGGCAAAGAAAGGGACCAUAAACUUAGGGAGUUGCUUCAAAAAAGUUUUCCUGUAAUAAAAGUCAAGGCGAUGCGACCUAUCGUUAUGGCAAUAUUGAAGAAUAUUCCGCAUAUUGAUGAUCAUUAUCUUAAAGUACUUGUUAGGGAUAGAGAAUUAUAUAAUGACACAGACACUGAAGUUAAAAGACAAAUAUGGAAAGAUAACCAGUCGUUGUUUGGCGACGAAGUUUCACCGCUUUUAAGUCAGUACAUCACAGAAAAAGAAAAUGUUUUAUUCGACCACACCAAUUUGAGUGUACAGUUUUUCGGACCAUCACCUAAGGUUCGCAGACAAGGUGAGGUAGUCCAAAAACUAGCCCACAUGAUCGGCAACAGUGUGAAACUCUACGACAUGGUGUUGCAAUUUCUCAGAACGUUGUUUCUAAGAACUCGUAUAGUGCAUUAUUGUACCCUAAGAGCGGAACUACUGAUGGCGCUGCACGACUUAGAAGUACAAGACAUCAUUUCUAUCGAUCCUUGUCACAAAUUCACCUGGUGUUUGGAUGCCUGUAUCCGAGAAAAAAACGUCGAUAUAAAACGGUCUAGAGAACUUCAGGGAUUUUUGGAUAAUGUUAAAAGAGGGCAGGAGCAGGUUUUAGGAGAUCUAUCCAUGACUCUUUGUGAUCCUUACGCUAUUAACUUUCUGGCUUCUUCGGCCAUCAAGAUAUUGCACCAUUUGAUCCAUAACGAAAGCUUGCCAAGGGAUAACACAAUUUUAAUAUUGCUACUGCGAAUGUUGGCGUUGGGACUCAGUGCGUGGGUUAUGAUCGAUUCACAAGACUUUAAAGAGCCAAAACUAGACAGUCAGGUUGUUACAAAGUUUUUGCCAGCUUUAAUGAGUCUCAUGGUAGAUGAUCAGGUUAGACAGCUGUCAACUAAACUUCCUCCCGACGAGCGCGAGGCUGCCAUCACAAUUAUAGAACAUGCCGGCCCUCUACCGGACGCGGUAGAAGCUUAUAUCCAAGACAGCAGCGUUGCCAGCAUUCUAGCCAUGUACUACACGCUAAACGUCACUAGAUUGAAGGAUAGGGUAGCACUGUUACGUAUAUUGACUGUUCUGGCAAACUGUAAGGACGACAGAGCUUUUGAAGACCCUUUUCUACAUUCAUUUGUGGGGCUUUUGAUCAAUAACCCUGACGAGUUUCAAGCGGAAGAUUUCUGUACUGCGUUAUUCGAUGAAUUUUUCUCUGUAGGAUUACAGAGAGACAAUGUUACAAGACAUCUACUAAAAUUAUUAUGGUAUGUUCAUCAAAAAUUACCCGUGAGCAGGUUGCAUACCAUAUUAAAAACAGUCCAACCUACACAUCAGCACAGUGAAAAAGUACAUAACCUGUAUAAGUUACUUCAAGACAAGAUAAACUCGCAAGAAGAAACUACCAUCCUCACUGACAUGGAUAUUGAUAUCAACUCACCUUUAAUGAGUGUUCCAACACCUGCGCCGUAUCAUCAUAUUAUAUAGAUUAAGUAAAAUAUAUACAUAGUUUUUUUUAUAUUUUAUUGACAGAGAAAUAAAUGGUUUAAAAAAUG